Marchantia polymorpha subsp. ruderalis is the source of this 1730-nucleotide messenger RNA. NCBI's taxonomy places the organism in Eukaryota, Viridiplantae, Streptophyta, Marchantiopsida, Marchantiales, Marchantiaceae. The record is from the annotation of a GenBank genome assembly.
ACUGCUGUUGGUCUCUUGGCAGGCCGGACACAAUCGAGUGGAGAAUUUGGAUCAUGCGAUCGAAUGUUGGAAGCGCCUUGUGAAACAAAAUGGACAUGGAAGGCGUGCAGGGAGUGUUGAUCGAUGAGAGUUUGCUGUUCAAAUCAGGCAAAGUUCUGCACUUCCAACCUGAUGCGCACCAGCUGCUGAGUCGCUUGCAGUACUCCCGAUUGUGUCUGGGACUCCUUCAAAGAGAAGACGAUUAUGAUGUGGGUUCUAACAAGGAAUUUCUGCUCCGGGACAUUGGAGUUGCAGAAUCCCUACGAUAUGUAAGGUUGCUUUCAAAUUCCUCUCCGACAGAGGCUUUGAUGACAGCAGGAUGGGCUGUACCUUUUACAUCAUCUGUUUAUAUUACUGGUCAGCAUCCCCAUCGAGUUGACGGGGAUCUCAGUAGCCAAGGCUGGAAAGUUAUCAGAGUUGCUGCACAACCUUUUGCAGGACUUGGAAAUGGGGACACAGAUGGCUCUUUACUAACUGUGGAACAGCUUUAUGAGAUUCCUGCUGCUCUUGCAGUGCUCAAUAAGAGGGCAUUGAAGGACAGGAUCGUGGUGGUUGGGUAUACAAUGAAAUGGAGCCGAGAGUUGGAAUUUCUUAAGAGGGGUGCCUUACCAAUGCUUCGAAAUAGCUAUGGGCUUAGUUUCGUAGCUCUCCAGUUAAAUCAACCAUUAGAGAAACAGCUCUUGGCUGUGGACGUUAUUCUUCAUAAAGCUACUGAUGAAAUUGUGAGCGUCAAUCCUGGACACUUCGGGACCUUGGCUUCAAUCGAAUUUUCUCAGGGGAUUCAAAACCUCCAAAGUUAUUUGCAGGAGCAUGCAGAAAUAUGUGUGAUAGAUCCCAUCGAGCGGAUUUUGCCACUCCUGGACCGUGUUUCAACACAGGCAAUUUUGAAAGGUCUGAAAAUACCUGCUCAGCAGAUUAUCAGGCCCCCUCGUUCCGUGGAGGUAACUUCGUUUGAAGAGCCACUGCUGUCACAAGCACUAGGCUCACAAAACGUGGUGCUGCCAACAAUUGUGAAACCCCGAAUUGCUUGUGGAGCCUCGGAGUCCCACUCUAUGGCCAUUGUGUUCGAUCUCAAUGGCUUCAGAGGACUCCCAGUUCCUCUGCCAGCCACUAUCCAGGAAUACGUUGACCAUGGAGCGUUCCAGUACAAGAUGUACGUGGUUGGCAGUAAACUUUUGUAUUCACGUCGGAAAUCCACUCCUAACGCGUCCAGACUUGCUGCCGGCAAUGAGGGUUCUCCUGUAAUAUUGUUUGACAGCUUGAAGUCACUUCCGGUAGAAGCGGACAUGGAGAUUCCACAAGGGCAAGGGGCUCCUGAGGAGUCGAGCGAAUUGGACAACGAGGCUGUACAGAUGGCGGCCAGCUGGCUAAGUAAGAAGCUGGGAUUGACGAUCAUAGGCUUCGACAUCGUGGUGCAAGCAGGAACGAAGGACUACGUAAUUGUUGAUGUCAACUACUUUCCGUCGUUCAAGGAUGUAGCGGACGAAGAAGCGAUUCCAGCGUUUUGGGAAGCCCUCGUGACAGCUUUUGGUCAGUGGAGCAGGUCAAGAUAGCGCUCAGAGCUCCUUCAUGCUCUCACUAAACACUCUCAACAAAUGAAUUUUGAUGUCGAUGGAUCCCAAAGUUAACCUACACUGUAGACUGCAGCAAGCCAAUAAUCCAUUUCAAGCCAGACUUAUGCGUUAUUGGUC